CAAAUUUUCUGCAGAACAACUAAAUUAAGCCAAAUUAAAUCACUCUGAGGGACAGUGGGAGUCGCGAGUAAUUGGCAACUAUAUUUUGGGGGUCCCGGGCUGAAAAAUUUGGGAACCCCUGGCCUAUGCCCCGGGUCGGCCCUGCAUCCACCCACAUUGUGAGAGUGAGGAAAGUUAAUAUUUCAGCCCGGGCGGCCUUGGACAACGAAACGAGCAACCCUCUCCGGGACAACAACGGACUUCCGGGGCCACGACGACACAAAAGAAUGACAGCUGAUUCGACCAAUAGACAGCUGACUGGCUGUGACGUCACUUCAUUUACAAGGGGCGGGACGUCCGCUGGAGUAAGCUAACUAAUAACAUGGCGAAGACUUACGAUUACUUGUUUAAACUACUUUUGAUCGGCGAUUCAGGCGUCGGAAAGACCUGUGUGCUAUUCAGAUUUUCAGAGGAUGCCUUCAAUUCAACGUUCAUAUCCACGAUAGGUAUCGACUUCAAGAUCAGGACAAUAGAAUUAGAUGGAAAGAAGAUCAAGCUACAGAUAUGGGAUACAGCAGGGCAAGAGAGAUUCAGGACCAUCACAACAGCCUACUACAGAGGAGCCAUGGGUAUCAUGUUAGUGUACGACAUUACAAACGAGAAGUCCUUUGACAACAUCAAGAACUGGAUACGGAAUAUAGAAGAGCAUGCUUCAGCAGAUGUAGAAAGGAUGGUCCUUGGGAACAAAUGCGACGUCAAUGACAAGCGACAGGUGUCCAAAGAACGAGGAGAGAAGCUGGCACUGGAGUACGGGAUUAAAUUCAUGGAGACGAGCGCAAAAGCAAACGUCAACGUUGAGAAUGCCUUCUUAACCCUCGCCAGAGACAUCAAAGCAAAAAUGGACAAGAAGCUGGAGGGCAACAACCCGCAGGGCAGCAACCAAGGAGUAAAGAUUACAGAACAGCCCAAGAAGACCAGUUUCUUCCGCUGCACUCUCCUGUGAGGAGAUUGGAGCAAUCGGCAUCCACCAGAGCCUUAACUUUGUCCCCCCCACUGGACAGAACUGGACAGACAGAGCACACUCUGUUCUCUCUUUUUUUUCAAUUUAUAUUUCCUGUCUUCCUCCCUCUCUUUCUGAUUGUUCCAUAAUCUCAUUUAGCAGAUAAAACAAGCGUUUAUUUCCCCUUGCCUUACCAGUCUUCCUAUGUCACCAGCAAAUCUAAUAACUGAUACCCCUGCCAUGUGCUAAACACGAUUGCCUUGAUGUGCUUAUACCAACAGUUUCAACCAAAUUCCUUCAGUUUUAUUGACUUUUAAGGACUGACUGCUGGUGAGACCCUAGAAAUGAACAAACUUUACUACUUACAAAAUCUGAUGACGAACUGGUCAUCUGUUGAUAGUGUCAUUAAGUGAAGUCUUAUUUAUUGGAUCCUCAGCACGAAAACAGCCCACGUUGUAUUUUAUAUCUAGUCCUAUCUAUAAAAUAAUCAUGCAAUCUUUGUCUGCAGGGUGAUAAGAGCACAAUCCCGGUUGAGCACAGUUUUUGUAAUCUAAGAACAUUUAUAUAAUUUAUCCCACCUAUGAAAAAGUAGUGCCAGCAAAUUUUUUUACUCACCAUAUCUUCAUUGGGGUUUAUAUGUCCUCUGUCCACCUUUCUACUGUGUCUUAACGAUGAUUUCUUUGGCUGAAACAUUCCUCUCUUGAAAACUUAAAUGUGCAAUGUAAUAUGUAUGUGGGGCCCAGAUUAUUUUUCAUCUUAAGUAUUCACCCACUCUUGGUAAAGAUUGGGUUCUUGACCAAGUAUGCUUAAUUGAAGGGGGCAUUGAUUCCUUUUGUAGUGUCUUACCUCAUUGUUUCAGGUAUUGCAGUUUCUCAGAUAAGGUGGAUGUUAUUGGUGGGAGGUGAACAGUUAUUUGUUGCGUAUCUUCUGGUGGACUAGCAGUACCUAAUCUGAACAGCUGGUGGCAAUAGAGUUGCACAGCAGAGGCACAGAAGGACUGACAGCAAUGACAAUAUCAUUGUUUGAUACUUUCACAAUUCUUCCAGUUGUCCAUUCAAAAGGGGGAUCAUGCACAACUGUUUUGGGCCUUGGAUAUGGGCUGUACUGUAGCAGUAUUUAUGGAGCAAAACAAAACAUAGCACCAAAAUGACGAAGUGCCCUUUAAUGUUGUUAUUGUUAAUGCACUUUUCCUUUGUUCUUUCUGUAAAAAAGUUCUUAACAUGUGUUGGCUGUAACUGUUGUCUUAACUGAAAGCAAAGAAUAUUCAUGCACAAGUUUUUCAUGUAGCCUAUCUGGGCUUCCUUGAAAACAUCUGAGCACUGAAACCUUGUCAUUUUAGUUAGAAGAAUGAAAACAUACUGAAGGCCUGUGAUUGAGUUUUUUUUAAAAUUUGCAUUACCAUUAUUCCCUUAACUGAUAUUUCAAUUUCCCUUGCUUUUUCUAGUGCAUUUGCUUCUGCAUUGAUGCUUUUGGAGGCCACAGAUGUACUUGCCUACUCUUCCUCUCAUUGCCCUCCCCUCUUUUUCCUUCCUAUUUCUUUAUUGGUCCACUAUCAUGGCCAUCUAUGCAUUUUGGGUGCAUAGUAAACCUCAAAUGGCUUUGCAUAUUUGACUUGACAGGCUUUAUUUGAGAUAAGAAAUGUACAAAGGAUCCUUGCUGUUUUAUUUUCUGCUGUCACUCCAAGUUAGUAUUUGCUCUGUUGAAUUGUUCCAGUGAAAUAAUAGGAAAUUAACUGAAAGCUGAUGAAAACACUUCAGAUCUUUUACAGUGAGAGCAAAUCAUUCAUAGAGGAGCUGAAGAGUCAUGAAAUUGGAAAAUGCCUAGACAUUAACCUGUGGAUUUAAAUCACUGUGGCUAUUUGGUUUAUCUGGCUUUUACAGAUGGGAGCCAAAUCGAGGCUAAAGAGUGGCAUAAAUUUGGUUUGUAAAAUGGCCUCAGUUUUUUUUUCUUUGAUUUGAGUUACAAAAGCAAAUUUUCAGUGCAAUGUCAACAUAUCUCCAGCGAUCCAUAUCUCAAUUAGUAUUUAAUUUCAUGGGGAAUAUGUGAAAUAAUUCAGCAAUUGUAAAUAAGAUCUGCAAUGAUUGUACGUCACAAAUCUUAUUGAUCUACGCCUUUUGUAGAUAUGUGUACUUUUGAUGAUUUAUUAAAAAUGAGAUUCUUAAGUAUUUAGUCAACCUAUAA
This is a messenger RNA of Notolabrus celidotus (New Zealand spotty), 3160 nucleotides long. Its product is annotated as ras-related protein Rab-8A. The coding region runs from base 362 to 982 and encodes 206 amino acids. The record is from RefSeq and is a predicted model, not a curated record. The transcript is spliced from 8 exons. Gene Ontology annotation, molecular function: GTPase activity; GTP binding. Gene Ontology annotation, biological process: Golgi vesicle fusion to target membrane; cellular response to insulin stimulus; protein localization to plasma membrane. Gene Ontology annotation, cellular component: plasma membrane; endosome; trans-Golgi network transport vesicle. Lineage: Eukaryota; Metazoa; Chordata; Actinopteri; Labriformes; Labridae.